AGGCAGCAUAGGAUCAUGUACUGUAAACAGAGCAGGUACUUCACGCGGAAGCAGGAAGUUUUCAGUUCGACACGAGCGUCACUCACGCGCUCUCCUUUCGUUUCUGCUCACGCGGAGCGGUUUGAAACUCCCUGGCAUGUUCUUUAAUGACUGACACGUUUCUUCCUUCACUAUGGUUCUUCUUCCACCCGUUUUGGUGGCAGUGUGUGUGUCGGUGGCGUCCGCGGUGACGGUUUUAUCAUGGCCUCCUCUCAACUGCUCCCGACAGGGUUUGAGAUGUACCGUCACUACAAGUAACUGCAUGGACAGUAAAUGGCUGGAUGGGAACCCGUACACUCCCAGCAGUCCAGAGGGGCUGCAGGUGAGCGUGGACACCAGGCAGGACGAGACGGGACACCUGCACCCUGUGCUGGUUGCUAACUGGAGCAUAAAGGAUGAUGGCAGUAUAAGUUUCCUGACGGCCACCGAGCUUCACGUUCUGGUCGCGUCUUCCAACCAGAACCUGUGUGUCCGAUAUUCCUUCAAAGAGAAACUCUUUAUGAGAAGUCAGACGGGGGAAAAGUGGUCGUUCUCAGCCAACAUGCUGGUGCUGGACCCUGGUCAGACGUACCAGGCCUGUGUCUUUAACAUCCCCAAACCACAGCUGGACCACACCAGCUACAACGUCUGCACUGAUGUCACCGUUCCUGGUUGUCAAGAUCCCAAAAUGCAGAUGACUGAGUUUUGCGUGGAAAGAGGAAGUCUGUGGCAGCCUAACAUCAGUCUGACUCGGAUCACUGCAGUCAGUGGGAGACCCGUUCUGGCUGUCAGCUUCAGUCCCAACACGCUGUGUGAGGAAUACAUGGUCAUUGUGAGCUGCUCCACGACCCAACAAGUAGAGCGCACACACACGGCUAACCAGAAGACUCUGAAUGUAACAUUCAGCCUCGAUAGAUGGCCAAGAUUUUGCUGCCAGUUUGAUGUGGAGAUAAAACCUUUCUUCCCCCAAUGUGGCGAGGACUGUGCCCGUCGAAAGGCAACUCUGGAUCUUUGUUUUGUGAGGCCAACGGAUGCCCCCGAUGUCCCCGUGUACACAUUUGUGGUCCUGGGAGUGGUGUUCAUGUGUGUUGUGAUGGCAGUCGCUAAGUACGUCCUCUGCCGAAAGCAAGGCAAACCUGGUGUUACUGCAGCUCCUGUGGUCGGGGAGAUGCCGUGUGAGCAGACGCUUAAACAGCCUCCCAAAGUGCUGGUCAUCUACUCCCAUGACCACCGCCUCUACAGGGAUGUGGUGCUCAAGCUCUGUGCCUUCCUUCAGGCCAAGUGCAGCACCAAGGUGCUGGUGGACUUGUUGGACUCGACCUCGGUCAGCAUGGUGGGGCGCCUCCGCUGGCUCGAGUGGCAACGACAGCAGCUCAAAAAUCCCUCAGACAAAAUCCUGGUGCUGUGCUCGCAAGGCGUCCAGGCCAAGUGGAGGGCCAUGUGUGGCCAAGGCCGGGUGACUCUGAGGGAAGACGUUCUCUCCCCUACGGAUGACAUGCUCACUCCCUUUCUCAACCUCUUCCUACCAGACAUGCACCAUGCCGGCAUGCUGGGCAAGUACAUGGUGGCUUACUUUGACGACAUCAGCCGGGAACAAGACGUGCCAUCGGUGUUUGACAUCGGAGUCAAAUACAAGCUGAUGAAGCAUUUCGAAGAACUGUAUUUCCGCAUCUUAGACAUUGAGAAGUAUCAGCCGGGUCAGGUCAAUCACAUCAAGGGCAUUGGUGGGGAUGAAUAUUUCGACUGUCCAUCAGGUAGAGCCCUAAAGAACGCCAUUGAAGCCUUCCAGGCCUACCAGUUGGAGAAUCCUGACUGGUUCCAGAAAGAGUGUGUGAAUGAUGAGGAGGAGGUCAUGGCGGAGGCAAACCGACUCAUAGACCAGCUGCAGAUCCCUCCAGUCCUAGAGUGUGUUCCUCUAAUCAGAGUUGGACUUCCUGUCUACACCCACGAGGUAGAAAUCAAUGGAAAUGGUGACAGUCUUCUCGUGCUUACACCUGAACUCAACCCAGAAUGCAAACUGUUGUCAAUGGCAGAACUUACACCAGUAGUCAACCCUGAGCUCAGACACCAGUAUCUUUCACACCUGAACGAGGUGCAGCCACACAGCCCCAGGCCAGAAUCUGUCUACAUACUUGAUGCUGUUUUGAACAGCCCUAACCCACCAAGACAGAACUGUCUUUCCCUGCAGGCAGAACCCUGCGGUCACGUUCCCACAGAGGAUGAGAAAGAGGAUGCCCUGCUACACUCUGCUUGUUCGGAGAAGAGAAGCUCGGCCCCACAGGACUCCCGGAACUCAGAACCUCCAGAAUUAUCCUGUGCUAGCAUGCUGAGGGAAUACUUUGAUCAAUCCGAAAUCGGCCACUCUCAGCCUGCGGAGAUGGAGGAGGACGAGGUUCUCGAGCCCCGUGGAAAGGGUCCAAGCAGUGGAUCUGAUCAAGGCUACAUCUCCAAAAUGUCCUCGCAGCAUGAACGUCCUGUCAAAGAGGAUCCGAUGGAGGCUCUGAGAAGACUGCAAGAAGAGCUGUUCCAGAAGAACCUUGGAUACUCUGACAUCGGUCCUGAAGGGAACUGAUGCUCACAGUCCACAGACUGACUUUAAUGAUUACAUUAUGAUCAUAAUGAGUGUCUGAGAGCUCAUGGGGCCAGUAAAGUGUGAGGCUCCAAUGUUAGUUGAUGAUUUUCUGGAUAUAAUAACUCCGAUGUUAUUGUUGUAUUAUUGUUAUUUGAUCAAAACAGAUGAAGACAAAUCAACAUGAUCAUGACUUCAUAGAACAAAGAUGAGAGAGUCAUCUUUGCAGCAGUGACCAUCCUCGAGGAAUCUGCUUCAUGGAACUUUGAGAACAUCUACUUUGAUGAGUUGCAGAGUCCAACGCACUCCGACAGAACCUCUGCAGGGACCGAUUACCUUCGACAACGCCGUGUUAGCUCCGCCCCUGACAGUCAACUCACCUGACUGCCGACAUUACUGUUGUGUAGUCCUGGCAACGGGGACGCUGGCGGAACUUAACCACUGCGAUCUGGUCAACUGGCGUUGGCUGGCUAGCCGACAGUCUCUUGCUGGCUAGCCGACAG
Cyclopterus lumpus (lumpfish) is the source of this 3090-nucleotide messenger RNA. It is a transcript of the gene il17ra1a, whose product is annotated as interleukin 17 receptor A1a. Gene Ontology annotation, molecular function: interleukin-17 receptor activity. The record is from RefSeq and is a predicted model, not a curated record. The transcript has 11 exons. Bases 173 to 2590 code for a protein of 805 amino acids. Lineage: Eukaryota; Metazoa; Chordata; Actinopteri; Perciformes; Cyclopteridae.